UUAGUUUGAGCUUCUGGAGGUGUGAAAUAGAACACGCAAUGCUUCAGUCUUGGAGUGCAUGCUGCUCUGACAAAAUGAAUCCCAGGCCCAAGGGUUGUUGUAGUCCCCAGGGACUGCAUAGCUCAUACAUGUGCCAAAAUAGAAGUAACUGAACUGAAUGUUGUUUGAAUUUUGAUGGGUUGGUUGUGUAUGGAAACCUAUUUUGGUUUGAAAUAGAACGCUCUUCACAGAUGUGUGUCCAUAGUUAGAUGUGCUGUGAAGCAAUACAAGUUCCAGUUUUGCUCAUUCCAUGACUUAAGUUCCUGUUUCCAUCCAGGUCAGUUAAACUGUAGAGAGUUUGCAGCUGAGACAGGGCAGCUGUCUCGAAGACGGGAGCCUGGGUGCGGGGGUGACUCCAGACAUACCUUUAUUUGGGGAGAAACAUGAAACUGAAAUUCUGCCUGCUUGUGAUGGAGGCCCCCAGGGCCCUGACCCCUUGUCCUGCCAUGGUCUCCUGUUUUCUGAUUGAAACUGUGUCCUAUUCCAUGAACAGAAAUAGAAAACUGGCUUGGCUGUGUCCUGUUCCCGGACGCAGUGGGAGGACCAGGCGUGCAGAGGAGAAUGGCAAUGUAACUUUGAAGCGACGUGUGUCGUGCCAGCAGUACCUACUGCCUGUAUAAAGUGAUGGAGCGAUAGCCCAAGCAUGCGAGCGAGGGUUUUAGCAACGUGUCUGCUUUGCUUUGAUGGGGUUAUUUCCCGCAGGGUGCAGGAACUCAGUGAGGUAGUUGGUAAUUUUUUUUCCACUUUUGGCUUAGCUCAUACUUUUCUGCCUGUAGGAAGAACAAGUCAGUGUCAAAGUGCAGGGCUUGUAGUAGAAGGAAGAAACAAUAAGCCCAUUCUCUCCAAGUCCCUUGCUAUUUAACUUCAGAACUUGACCUGCUUUGCUGGCAGCAUGAUGCUUCUGUAGCAAAUACAUCAUCAGGCCUGAUUUGAUCAUGUACCCACCAGCUCUUGAACUUGCCUAACUUGCUGAAAAGGAAUGCCGAGGGGGAAAAAUGUUCUACAAACUCAAUAAUACAUUCAUUUCUGAAAAUGUAUUCCUUUGUUAUAGAUAGUCCCAUCCAAAGCACAGCAGCGUGUGUGGUCAGUCACCUCAGUGGAAUACUUGAAAUGGACAGUGGAACCAGCAGAAAAGUAUGCCUAGGAUAAACACAUAAAAGCAGAGAUGAGCUAGCAAGAAAACGGCACGAUGUUUGUUCUGACUGGGCACUGUGAAGUGUAAACCCAGGUCCCACUGGCACCAGCACUCACCUCUGCCUUUUCUAGGAGCAGAUCAGUCCAUAAUGCCUGAAGUGCGAGACCUCUCCGAUGCCUUGCCCGACUUGCCGAUGGAUCCCAUCACGGGUGUUGGUGUGGUUGCAUCCCGGAACCGAGCACCUACAGAUUAUGAUGUAGUUGCACAAACAGCAGAUGGCUUGGAUGCUGACCUCUGGAAAGACGGCUUAUUUAAAUCCAAGGUCACACGAUACCUGUGCUUCACGAGAUCGUUUUCAAAAGAAAAUAGUCAUCUAGGCAAUGUCUUGGUUGAUAUGAAGCUCAUUGAUAUCAAGGACACUUUACCAGUGGGCUUCAUUCCCAUCCAGGAGACCUCUGAUACACAAGAAAUAGCUUUCAGGAAGAAGAGGCUGUGCAUUAAAUUCAUCCCUCGAGAUUCUACAGAGGCAGCGAUCUGUGAUAUCCGAAUCCUGGGUAGAUCUAAACAGGCGCCUCCUCAGUACACCUUCAUAGGGGAGUUGAACAACAUGGGCAUUUGGUACCGGAUGGGCAGAGUUCCACGCAACCAUGAACCUGCGCAGCCUGAAACUCCUCCUUCCCAAGCACCAUCUUCAACACCUGCUCCUAACCUGCCAAGGCAUAUCUCCCUGACGCUCCCUGCCAGCUUUCGAGGGAAAAGUCACAGCACUCGCCUGGACUUGGAGCACCAGCACUCAAAUUUGUACGCCAUAUCAGCAAUGGAUGGAGUGCCUUUCAUGAUUUCGGACAAGUUUGCCUGUGCUCCUGAAGGGAUGCAGCCAGUUGAUCUCUUGGGCAUCACAAUCAAAACCCUUGCAGAAAUCGAAAAGGAGUACGACUACAGCUUCCGGACGGAGCAGAGCGCGGCGGCCCGGCUGCCCCCCAGCCCCACGAGGUGCCCGCCGGUCCCGCAGUCCUGAGCGGGGCGGCCGGCGCUGGAGCGGGGUGUGCGUGCGUACUACUGAGCAGGAUGUGGCACCGGGGCCAUCCCAGACCUCCGCUCGCCCGGGCAUCGCCGCCCUCCCUGCGCUGCACCACCUCCUCCUGCACACACU
Messenger RNA from Neopsephotus bourkii (Bourke's parrot), 2327 nucleotides. RefSeq names its product multivesicular body subunit 12B (gene MVB12B). Bases 1323 to 2192 code for a protein of 289 amino acids. NCBI's taxonomy places the organism in Eukaryota, Metazoa, Chordata, Aves, Psittaciformes, Psittacidae. The record is from RefSeq and is a predicted model, not a curated record. The transcript is spliced from 11 exons. Gene Ontology annotation, biological process: regulation of epidermal growth factor receptor signaling pathway; virus maturation; viral budding. Gene Ontology annotation, cellular component: ESCRT I complex; late endosome.